AUGAUCUGCAUCCUCGCCGUCGUUGCCAACCCGCCGUCGUCAACCGCACGGCAGCCCGCAUCGGUGCCUCUCUUCCUCCGGGCUCCUGCGUGCACGCCGGAAUGGACGAGCGGUGGGCGGACGACGCUUUUCGAGUCCCAACCCGCGAAUCUGUCGACCGAGCCGCCGGAUGCGGCCAUCCCUCGCGAGACCCUUGAGGCGGUCAUCAAGGGCUCGGACUCGGUCAAGCACGACGCCCGCAUCACAUUCCGGCACUCGACAGAGGCGCUCUCCGCGCCGCCCGACUUGACGGUCGGCCCAAACAAGGUUGAGGGGCAGAAGCGCUCGAAGAACGCGGAGAAGGACGAGGUCCUGACCCCGGCCGGCGGCAGCUCCGCCGGCGUUUGGCAAGCGCCCCUCAUCUACCUCAUCGCCGUGCUCGUCUUGUGCGGCGUGGCCUCCGAGGCCUCGAUCAUGAAGUACAAUGCGACCAAGCCGGCCGCCGAGAUCAAUGUGCUGGGACGCGGCACCGUGCCGGCGACCCUGUCCGUGAACAUGCCCGAGUCGUGGCCCGCAAGCGCUGCUGGGAAGGCCCGGAACACAGGAGGCCUCGUCGGCGCGGGAGCCUUGCUGCUGCUCGGGCGGGUCGCCUUGCCACCAUCCGCCGCACAAGUCCGCUUGGCCGUCGCCGCGCUGCUCCUCGUCCUCCUCGCCAUCGCUUGCGGCGCCCCCGGGCUGCUCGCGGCGAGCGGAAAGGGGGCUCGCGGCGCGGCCUCGUCCGCCACCGUCGCCGCCGCGGCCGCCGCCCUGGCUGUCAUCGGCACGGUGAUGUGGUGCCGCAACUCAAAGGCCCGCCGCCCCGGCUGGUCCAGCCUGCUCGGCAUUCUUCUCUGCUUGGCCACCUUCUCUGGCGGGUUGGUCACCGUCGCUGGCGGCGCCGCGUUUGUCGCGUCCUCAACCGCGCUGCCAGACGUCACUGCGGUCACUGUGGGUGGCGGCAGCUACCCGUCCGAGGUGUCGUGGGACCUGACCUGCACCGGCGCGUUGAGGGGCAGUGGAGGGGCCCCCUACUUUGGCACCCUGUCCGCGCCGCCCGGCGAGUGCACGCUCGACAUGCACGACUCGUACGGCGACGGCUGGAACGGCGACUUGUGGAAGGGUGCGGGCUAUACGUUCACGCUCGACUCCGGAUCCUACGGCAGCGAGACGCCGCGCUGGAGGUGA
Molecule: messenger RNA, 1203 nt
Organism: Emiliania huxleyi CCMP1516
Lineage: Eukaryota; Haptophyta; Isochrysidales; Noelaerhabdaceae
Exons: 5
Coding region: 1-1203 (400 amino acids)
Source: RefSeq, a predicted model, not a curated record